UUCGUCCUCCGUUAGAACACAACAUUUAAUAUAUCGGUCACAUUCUGCAGUUGUUGGUCUUACCAGAAGUUCCAUUCAAAUCUCGAUUAUUCUCCAGUUCGUCUUGACGUCAUCAUGCCGCCAAAAAUAAGUGGAAAAGCUGUGAAGAAAGCUGAAAACGCCCAGAAGAACAUUAACAAGGCAGAUAAGAAUAAGAGGAAGAAGAGGAAGGAAAACUACGCUAUUUACAUCUACAAAGUUCUGCAGCAAGUGCAUCCCGAUACCAGUAUCUCCAGCAAAGCGAUGAACAUCAUGAAUGGUUUCAUCAAUAACGUAUUCGAGCGCAUCAUGGCCGAGGCAAGUCAAUUAUUGUUCUACAAUAAAAAGAAAACAAUUACGUCACGCGACAUCCAAACCGCCUUAAGAUUGUUGUUACCUCAAGAAUUGGCGAGACACGCGGUAAACGAAGGUAGGAAAGCGGUCACGUUGUACAUGGCAAAUACACACGAAGAUUUCAAUGAAAAAUAAAUCAUACCGUUUUAAAUGCGUCUGGAACGUUUAAUGGAAUAAGUAAAUAGUAAUUAACGUGAUAUUGAGCAAUUUGUAAUUGGCCCCUUUAGGGGCCAGCACGUUC
Dufourea novaeangliae is the source of this 613-nucleotide messenger RNA. Its product is annotated as histone H2B-like. NCBI's taxonomy places the organism in Eukaryota, Metazoa, Arthropoda, Insecta, Hymenoptera, Halictidae. Gene Ontology annotation, cellular component: nucleosome. The transcript has a single exon. The record is from RefSeq and is a predicted model, not a curated record. Bases 115 to 507 code for a protein of 130 amino acids. Gene Ontology annotation, molecular function: DNA binding; structural constituent of chromatin; protein heterodimerization activity.